GUGUAUUUUAUAUUGGAGAUUACCGGAGUGCUUGGAGCCCUGAAACAACGCUGCGUGGGAUGGAUGUUCGGUGCUGGCGCUGGUUCGGCCCUGCUGAUGAGGAUGGAGUUCCCUGUGGACGUGUUGGGAUCAGUGAGACAUGAGGAGGAGGAGCAGGCAGCAGAGGGCUACAUGACCCAGCUACGAUACAUCAUCCCCGACAAGGCCGAGAGCUUUACCCUGCCCAGCCACAGAAUGAUCUGUAUCAGUCUGUGUAACGUUGGUUUUGUUCCCAUCUAUGGAGGAGACCUGAAGCAUAAGAUUCUGGCCCUGUUCGCCCCAGAGGACCAGCUCACAGCGGUAGCUUUGUUUCUGGCGGGUCAGUGGUGGUCUGUCGAGGACAUCCUCAGAACCUCCGACCCCUCCAGAACUGGCCUCCUCAAGGUGAGGAGUCUUGGUGAGCGGAUCGUCCUCUACAUUCUGAACCGUAUUGUGUACCGCGUGGGUGAGAUAGACAAACCUGAGGUGCCCUUCCUGUGCCACGGACAGAACCACUUCGCCAAGCUCCUUUGGAAGGAUGGACACGCUGUCGGUUUCUACUCUGUCAAACCCAAAGACAGCUUGUGUAAUGGCUUUGUGACCCAACGCUACCAGUUGCCUGUUAUGGACUCCAUCUUUGUCAGGAAGUGUCAUCGUGGAAACAGUCAUGGUCUGCAGAUGCUGGAGGACUUUGUGGACUCUUUCAAAGAUGACCAGCUCGGCCUGAAGUACCCUCUCUCUCUAACCAUGUAUAAAGUGUGUGGCCAUUAUCUGUGUCGGUACCCAGCUGACCAGGACCUGCUGUGGGUGGUAGAGGGAGUGGGCGGACCCUACCAGAGAGAGAGUGGCCAACAAGAUCAAAACACUGAAUGGUACGGACACAUGGUGCUUCCCGUGGUGACGGCUAAUGGAGAUCACCAAGCAGCCUCUCUGGACAGCACAGACAUCAACAUGGAAGAGGGCUCAGACAACUGUCUGGACAUCACCGAGGUGCUGAAUAAGCCCCUCAAGUUAAUAGAAGCCCUGGAGGGCACACCAGUGUCAACACAUACCUGGAGUAGUGGACCUAAAAAGCGUGGCAGAGAAGAGAUGGAAGACUCUGAGGAGAUCCAGCCUCUGAAGAUGAACAGGGAGAGGAGGAGGAGGAGGAAGGAAGCGGGGGGUGAGACAGAGACUGGAGAAGCAGAGGCUGCUCUGUCCCCUAUAGAGGAAGCCAAAACUCAGGAGGCUGAGGUCAAAGGAGAACUGACUGAUGACCAGGGAAACGAGGAAGAGGUUGCCACACAGGAGCCUGAUGCUGUGCUGGAGAACAGAACGACAGAGGAAGAUGUGGAUACGAAGGUGGAAGAUUCCAUUGAGGCUAAAGACACCGUAGAUGCAGCUCCUGUGGCAUCAGAGGAAUUGGCUGAGACGGAAACUGUGGUGGAGAAGGAGGCUCCUCUCCUGUUAGAAGAACCAGCUUCUGCUACAGAGAAGUCCACUCCGCCUGCAGAGCCAGCCCCAGCAGAGCCCUGCCUCUCUGGGGAGGUGAUUGAGGAGGCAGGCGAACCUCCAGAGGAGGCCGCAGCUACACCCAUGGAAGGAGAGGAGGUAGAGGGAGAAAAGGAGGGGGCGGAGAAAGCAGUGAAGGAAGAGGAGAAAUCCAUGGAGGCGGCCAUCACAGUGGACAGCAGUAGGCAGGAAACAGUGGUCCAGGUAGGGGUAGCAGACCUAUCCUACCAGCCUCCGGAGGAAGGAGAGAACCAGCCUCUCACAGAGGAAGAAGGAGAGGAGGAGGCAAGAGAAGAGGUCAAAGGGGACAAAAAGAAAGAGGUAGAAGAGAUGGAGAACGUUACAACCACAGAGGAUGAGAAAGAGGAGGGAGAGAGUGAGAGCUCAGACGAGGGUGGCGACAGUAAGGUCCUUUGGAGGAGAGGCAGUGGCCAAGCGCCGGUGCCUAAACAUACAUCUAAGAGACUGAGCAGAGUGCUCAUGGAGCCCGAGGAGCAGGGCACAGAGCAGCCGGAGGUCAUGGAGGAAGAGGAGGAGGAGGAAGCUAGAACGACAGAGGAGGAAGAGGGGGCUGUAAAGAAGAGCUUGGCUGAGGAAGAGGUGGAGGAAGAGGAGCAUCCACCAGUGAUUGACCAGAGAGCAUUGAGGAGGAAGAGCCGACAGGUCCAGGCUCCAAAGAAAGCCAAAGGGAAACGACGCAGCAAGAUCUAAACACAGCAGACGUUGCAUAUAUAAAAACGCACACAAAACACAUGUUUAGAGGUGUGCAGUAAGGGAUGUUUUCUACCUGGUUUUAGGGUUUGUAAGGCAUCUAAAGUUAACAUGUAUUAUCUCUGUACGAUGUUUAGAUUUUUACUUUAGGUCGUUUUAUGAAAUGUUUAAGUACAUGAAUACUCAAUACUCUGUUGCAAUAAGUCAAUGUGAAGUCUUUUUAAGGUUCAGAAUUGAUUUUAUUCUUGUUUUUAUUGCCUUGUUCUUUCGGUACUGACUGAGAUUGAGUUUCACAGGCCUGAUGUGGUAGUUUGAAGAUGAUUUUCAUUCUCUAGCUCAGUUUUAAAAAAUUCCAAUAGCCUCGUCCUACACUGAGUCUGUGGUUGUUACAUUUAUACUAUUUACAGUAUUUAAAUAGUUUGGGUUGAAAUGCACCUCCUUAGUUUGUUGGAGGAGUUAUUUGAUAAAAAAUAAUAAUUAAAGUUCUGUUCCAAUGAAAGCCAGCCGACCCAGUUGCUCUUGAAGACCAGGUUUUGCUACACCCCCUGUUUUAUGACCAGUCACUUGUAUUAAGGAAUGAAAUGUUCUAAAAAUACCUGGGGUUUUCUCCAUGUUGUCUUAUCUCUUCA
Oncorhynchus masou masou (cherry salmon) is the source of this 2849-nucleotide messenger RNA. It is a transcript of the gene fam169ab, whose product is annotated as family with sequence similarity 169 member Ab. The coding region runs from base 64 to 2220 and encodes 718 amino acids. The transcript has 13 exons. The record is from RefSeq and is a predicted model, not a curated record. NCBI's taxonomy places the organism in Eukaryota, Metazoa, Chordata, Actinopteri, Salmoniformes, Salmonidae.